Cottoperca gobio is the source of this 1321-nucleotide messenger RNA. Its product is annotated as calmodulin-regulated spectrin-associated protein 1-B-like. Bases 9 to 509 code for a protein of 166 amino acids. NCBI's taxonomy places the organism in Eukaryota, Metazoa, Chordata, Actinopteri, Perciformes, Bovichtidae. The record is from RefSeq and is a predicted model, not a curated record. Gene Ontology annotation, cellular component: microtubule minus-end. Gene Ontology annotation, molecular function: microtubule minus-end binding; calmodulin binding. The transcript has 5 exons. Gene Ontology annotation, biological process: cytoplasmic microtubule organization; negative regulation of microtubule depolymerization.
CUCUGAAGAUGUCCAUGUUGAUCAAAGCCCAGAGCUCAGCAGCAGGCUGCAGGGGAGCUGAUCUGAGCUGCAGUCAUCGAGGAUCCACGCUCUCUCUGGCGACGGAGGCCGACAGUGUUCUCUCCGGAGGAGCAGAGUCGCAGAGGGCCGGAUCUGUGUGCUCGAUGGAGUCGUUCCCCAUGCUGAGCAGAGCGUCGAGCAGGAACAUGGAGAGGGACUGGGAGAACGGCUCCAUCGCCUCCUCCAUCACGUCAACGGAGUACAAUGGUCCUAAACUCUUCAAGGAGCCGAGCUCCAAGUCCAACAAGCCAAUCAUCAUCAACGCAAUCGCUCACUGCUGCCUGGCUGGGAAGGUUAAUGAGAUGCAGAAGAAUGUUAUUCUGGAGGAGCUGGAGAAGUGCGAGUCCAACCACCUGAUCAUCCUCUUCCGUGACGGCGGGUGCAUGUUCUCGUACACGCCGGAGACGGAGGAGAUCGUUCAAGGGGGGGUUAGAUGUUCUCAGAAAUGAAACACCUGCCAACUGAAUGUUUCUUGUUUUGUCUCGUUUAUUCUGCAUGUCACACGUUUGAUUCAUGGGUGCGUCCUAUGUUAACUAGCCGUAUUUACGACGGACUCUUACGUAGCAGUGACGCGGAGCUGGACCCUGAUUACCACUGGAUCUACUUACAGUAGCAGCUACUGUACGAUACCAAGUGCAACUACAACUUUCAGCUUGGCAAAGAAAUACCCUUCUGCUGUGAUCAGCUCCACAUACAGAGCCCCCAUUAUUCACCGGUAACUUCUACUGGUCAGUGCUUUUCUGAAGAGGGAACUAACUUUUGUAUGUCAGUGUGGAUGGAUGUUAGUGAGUGAUGAUGUCCAGUCUUGUUUUCUAUUUAGUGUGUUUGAGGAAGUGUGUGAGUCUUUGUGUUAGAGCAGAAUGCAUCCUGGGUGCGUCCCGCUCUGAAUGUGUUAUCUCACGCUCUUAAAUUAUGCUUUAAAACUGCAACGGAACUAUGGAGCAAAUUAACACCACGUUUUAUUUUUCUUUGGGAGCUGCUGUUACAGAAAUUAUGUUUUUACAGAAGGGGAAAUUGUGCUAGUAUUCCAAACAGGAAGCGCUUUUCAGACUCCAUUACACCUUUUCUGCAGAAGCCCUGAGAAGCAAGAGAGGAUUUAUUUAUCUAAGUCUGAUUGAAAUUGUUUUUAUUGUGUUUAUGACUUAAGAACAGAUGAACAAGUUUUACCGGAUUAAUCUGUAUAAAUUACUUUUUUUUUAAUACAACAAACACUAAUAAAAAAAAUAAAAAACCCUGAAAACUUUUUUUCACCUAUUUUAAC